Letharia columbiana is the source of this 282-nucleotide messenger RNA. RefSeq lists its product as uncharacterized. NCBI's taxonomy places the organism in Eukaryota, Fungi, Ascomycota, Lecanoromycetes, Lecanorales, Parmeliaceae. Bases 1 to 282 code for a protein of 93 amino acids. The transcript has 2 exons. The record is from RefSeq and is a predicted model, not a curated record.
AUGUCGAGCUGGAUAUUCCUGACGCUUGGCAAUGGGCUCAUCCUCGUGCGCCACCUUCUCAAACUCCAAGACAGCGCUCUGAAGGGUUUGAGGGAUUGGGGCUAUGUUUUCUGGGAUUUGGAUAGACUUCAUGUGUCUGGUAUACUCGAGAGAAGUCGAGAUGAUGUCCGAAGAAUCAAAUUCAACGAGUUCCAAGCGGCAAAUGGCCCAAGUGUUCAACAGCGGCUGCUUGGACCACCUGAUUCUUUUUCCUCUACUGAAGAGGAUCGCGACUUCUCAUAA